AGUAGAAAAGAGACCAUGAGGCCUUGUUUUGAAAUAGAACUAUUUAUCUCAAAACAUAAUGGUUUGCAAAACAGGAUUGUUCAGACUUUGGUGAUAGGACAUCAGAGCCUGGUGAACACCAGAAUCCAAGAGAAAGGCAGGAUGAGCACUGCAGGAAAAGUAAUUAAAUGCAAAGCUGCUGUAAUAUGGGGCCUGAAAGAACCCAUUUCCAUUGAGGAAGUGGAAGUUGCUCCACCAAAAGCCUAUGAAGUUCGAGUUAAGAUUUUGGCUACAGGCAUAUGUCGCACAGAUAACAAUGCAAUCACAGGAGGCUUACAUGCUAAGUUUCCAGUCAUUGUGGGACACGAAGCAGUUGGAAUUGUAGAAAGUAUUGGAGAAGGAGUAACUACAGUGAAACCAGGAGAUAAGAUCAUCCCACUUUGUGUCCCACAGUGUGGAUUUUGCUCUGCCUGCCUAAACCCCAAUUCCAAUUUCUGUGAGAGGCUUGAUAUUUCAGGUAAAGGAGUAUUAUCUGAUGGCACUAGUAGAUUUAUCUGCAAAGGAAAGCCUAUACAUCACUUCCUGAGUACCAGUACAUUCACUGAGUACACAGUGGUGGAAGAAAGUUCAGUUGCAAAAAUCGACGCUGCUGCUCCUCCUGAGAAGGUCUGUUUGUUUGGCUGUGCAUUUUCCACUGGAUAUGGGGCUGCAAUCAACACUGCCAAGGUCACCCCUGGAUCUACUUGUGCUGUCUUUGGCCUGGGAGGAGUAGGCCUGUCAAUUAUCAUAGGCUGUAAAGCAGCUGGUGCUUCUCGAAUCAUUGGAAUUGACAUCAACCCACUCAAAUUUGAGAAGGCCAAGGCUGUAGGAGCCACUGAGUGCAUCAACCCUAAGGAUUACACAAAGCCCAUCAGUGAAGUGCUAAAGGAAAUGACUAACAAUUCUGUCGGGUAUACUUUUGAAGCCAUUGGACACCUUGAUACCAUAAUUGAUGCUCUUGCUUCUUGCCAUAAUAACUAUGGGACCAGUGUGCUAGUAGGCAACCCUCCAUCAUCUACAAUGCUCACCUAUGAUCCCAAGCUGCUGUUCACUGGACGCACCUGGAAAGGAUGUAUUUUUGGUGGUUGGAAAACCAGAAAUGAUCUCCCAAAACUCGUAUCUGAUUUUAUGGCAAAGAAAUUUAACUUGGAUCCAAUAAUAACCCAUGUUUUACCUUUUAAUAAAAUCAAAGAUGGAUUUGAUCUACUCAACAAAGGAGAAAGCAUUCGAACAAUACUGACUUUUUGAACUCUGAAGUUAUAAGAGGUAGCUGUGGAUCCAUCAACAAUUUCUCUUAUAUUUUACUUUAAUAUAAUAAUCAAAGAGAACAUAUCACUCAUGGGGGUAAAACAAAAGAUAAAAAUUAAGUAUUUUAUAAUA
Messenger RNA from Sarcophilus harrisii (Tasmanian devil), 1398 nucleotides. Its product is annotated as all-trans-retinol dehydrogenase [NAD(+)] ADH7-like. The coding region runs from base 16 to 1266 and encodes 416 amino acids. Gene Ontology annotation, molecular function: zinc ion binding; all-trans-retinol dehydrogenase (NAD+) activity. NCBI's taxonomy places the organism in Eukaryota, Metazoa, Chordata, Mammalia, Dasyuromorphia, Dasyuridae. Gene Ontology annotation, cellular component: cytosol. The record is from RefSeq and is a predicted model, not a curated record. The transcript has 10 exons. Gene Ontology annotation, biological process: retinol metabolic process; retinoic acid metabolic process.